UGUGUUGAGAUUUCAAGUAUCUAGUUUAUACCGAUCUCUUUGUGCCAUUUGGUGUGUACAUUUUACAAGAUGGACGAAUGAAAACAGGAAGUGAUGAUUCUCUCAAAACGGAGAUUGUGUGUAGGCAGUUAGCUCAAUGGAUCAGCAGCAGCUGAGCGAGCUGCUAGAGUGCUCCGUGUGUCUGGAACAGCUCGACGACACCAGUAAGGUGUUGCCAUGCCAACACACCUUCUGCAAGCGCUGCCUGGAGAAUAUCUUCAACACAAAACAUGAGCUAAGAUGUCCAGAAUGCAGGUUUCUGGUGGAGAUGAGAGUUGAGGACUUGCCGUGCAAUAUCCUCCUAAUACGACUGCUGGAAGGCUUGAAGACCCAGGCCAGGGGGACCAGUAGCCUAGUCCAGGAGCGGCGUAGAGACCCAGUAGGCUCGCCGGCCAAGGCCGAUAACUCUGUCGAAGCUGUAACUGCCUUUGCACGGCAACAACAGCAAAGGCAGGCGGUAGCUGGCACUCGACCCUGUGCAAAAGCCUUGUAUAACUAUGAUGCAAAAGAAGCGAGUGAUCUGACGUUCAUGAAGGGCGAUAUUGUAUACUUGCGUAAGCAAGUGGAUGAGAAUUGGUACCACGGGGAAUUCAACAGUCAGCAUGGAUAUUUCCCUGUUAGCUAUGUCCAGGUGAUCACUCCACUACCCAGCACCAUACCACAGUGUAAAGGACUGUUUGACUUCAACUCGGACAAGGAUGACGACUGCCUCUCAUUUAAGAAGGAUGAGAUCGUGACAGUCUUAAGGAAAGUGGAUGAGAACUGGUUGGAGGGAAAGAAAGGAGACAAGAUUGGAAUCUUCCCAGUUUCCUUUGUGGAGUUGAAUGAUCCUGCUAAAGUGCUCUUGCGACUGACUGAUAAAAAUGGUACGGAUCCCACCAGCAGUAGCAGUGUUCCACCAAUUACCCCUGUGCACCCUAGCCCCACCGCCCGCGCCCUCCAGUCAGCCGCUGUGCGACCUUCCUCGCGCCCGGGCUCCAAGGAGGGCUCGCCCGUCCAUGUCAUGUCAGUGUCGGCACCCAAGCGCCACUCUCUCACCAACAUGUCCCAGAACUCUCCACCGCUGCAUUCCCAGGCCUUGCAGCGUCGUUCUUUAGAUGGCAGCACCACAGACGGUGACCUUGUUGCUGUGGGAGGUCAGGCUGUUGAUGUGGUUACGAGAUCAUCCCUGGUGACCUCCAUCCCUCCUUUACUUUCCUCAUCUCCAUUUUCUUCCAUGAAUGCUCAGGACACCAGGAAGCUUACCAGUGAAGGCAGCCAGCAGGGAGACAAUGGAUCCCCACAGGAGACAUCCUUCCCUGUCCCCACCACUGCCAGACCGGUCCCCGAGCCUGCUGUACCGACGCCAUAUGGGCCCAAACAGGUUCCAGAGGAUCCAUUAGGUGUUGGGGUUUCCACUGUACAAAUCUAUAAAGCUCUGUUCAACUACAAACCAGAGAAGGUUGAUGAGCUAGAGCUUAUAAAGGGAGACUACUACUCCGUGUCGGACAAAUGUCUCGACGGCUGGUUCAAGGGAGUGGCAAUAAAGACCUCCAUCGCAGGAGUCUUCCCAGGAAACUAUGUGCAGGCAGUCAAGACCCAUGUGUUGCCAGGGAAGCCCCAGCCCCAGGGGGCCAGUGCCCCUCUAAAUCCCACGAUCAGUCCGCCCCGUCCCCAGACCAGCAGCUCAGAGGCCAUUGGUCGAUCUCGGGCGCGGUUGGAGGUGGGUGAGCGGAGGUCAAGCAGCGCUGACCGCGGUGACCGACAUGCCAACCCUCCGCCUGUGGUACCAAGGAUUGCCCUGCCAACAGCUAUAAGCAAACCGUCAUCCAAUUCGAGCCCCAGCAGUCCUGUGCUGGCCACAGGACCCAAGACCACGCGCUACGUGCGUGCCUCCAAACCAACAAGUCCCAACGUGGCCGGCGCCAAGACAGAACCCUCCACCCCCAACCCUGCCAGCAGCCCCGUGUGGAAACACGCCAUGUCAGCCUGUGCCACCAUCACGCCGCCCAAUGUUGUUGUAGGCGCCACUGGUGGGUCUGGGCCGGGUGUGAAGGAGAAAGAGAAGAAGAAGGAUAAGGAGAAGAUGGGCCUGAUCAAGCGGCUUGCGUCUGGGGGCAAGGCCAAGAAACCAAAGUCUGUGGACCUGGGCAGCUCACAUCCCCUGGGGGACACCUCCAUCAACCACAGCAGGUCAGGGUCUUUCCCCAGUGACCUGACCGUGUCUGUUGCUCCUGACAAUGCCCACAGGAAGACGGGCUCCUUUGAUGCCUUGUCCUCCACUAACCUGCAGCAGAAACCAGCCCGACCCAAACCACCUGUGCAAGAGAAGUACAGAUGCACGGAGACCUAUCCGGCCCAGACUGAGCUCGAACUCGACCUCAAGGUGGGUGACAUCAUCUUUGUGAGUAAGAAACGUGAUGAUGGAUGGUACAAGGGCACUUUGCAGCGCACAGGAAAGACGGGCCUCUUCCCAGGCAGCUUUGUUGUUAAACAUUGAUAGGUUAUAGAGGGCUGACAAGGGAUACUAGGACAUUCAUUACCAGGAUUGACCUCUUUCCAGAGAGCUUUGUUGUCAAAAAUGGAUACGUUUGGUAGAGACAGAGAAGGGAAUGUGAACGGCCAUUGUGUUCUGUGUGUUAAGACUUUGUGCAUUGUAGUGGUUAGUUUUGACUUUAUAAUAGUAACCCAACGUGAUUGUUAAAGAUAUUACUUUUGUAGAUAUUUUUAAGCAUCAAGCUUUUAUUUUUGAAAAAGAGCUUUUUACACUUAAGUUUCAUGUAUACAUGUUAACAGGCCUCUUUCCAAUAACCUUUGUGGUCAAUCAUGGAUACGUUGUAGGGGGCUGACAAUCGACGAUGGAUAGUAUGACAUUCAUAGCCGUGCUAACAUAUGACCCACGCUCCGGGAAAACGGGGCUUAAUGUAUGUGCGUUAAGUGUCGUCCAAGAUUAAGCUUGUGUGUUACUAUUUUUGUAGACUAUUUUAAGCAUCAUGUUUUGAGUCCAGAAAAAGUAAUGUUUCAGAGAAAAUUAACAGAAAACGUGAGGCUAUAAAUCCAUGAAAUUAAUAAGGUCUUUAUCUCAUGGGUUAAUAGCCUGUUGUUUUCUGUUAAUGGUUUGCCUUUCAAGAUGACCUUAUAAAAUCCCUGCAUACAUAAUAUGUGCCUCUUUAUGGGAAAACUGGGCUUAAUGCAUGUGCAAAAAAUGCAGUCCACAUAGGCUUAUCAGGGACAUCAGUUUCUGCUUUUAUGGAUUUUUUUGUUUAAUUAAAGUCUUCAUGACAAAAAUCCAGCUUUGGCGGAAAGUUUUGUCUCAAAUUAUUCUGUGCGGACUGCACAUGCUAUUCUUGGACAAAACUUGGCGCACAAUUUAGCCCAAUUUCCUCAGAACCAGGCUCGUAUUGUGUGCCUUGAGAGCCAGAAGACAUUAUAAGCCUUCUUUUCACUGAUACUGAUUGGGCCUUCUGGCUUUAAGGGUUAAGAUUUGUCCUUAAUCAGUACAGUGUCUUAGAGCACACACAAAUUAUGUUUACUGCGGCAUAAUACUUAUGUUCUGUAUGCUUGUAUUUAGUCCCUAUUGAAUGUAGAUUUUUUUUGGCGUGUUUAUAGUUUUGUCCCAUUUUCAAAUGCAAUUGUUCAAAUUAUAUCAUAUUUUUAACAAAUAUAGAGCCUUGUUUUGGGAAAACGGGGCUUAAUGCAUUUGUGUAAAGUGUCAUCCCAGAUGAGCUUGUGCAGACUUUACGCACAUGCCUCAUGCCCAGUUUUUCCUAAUAUGCAACUCAACAUACUUUUGUUUGUGAGAAACAUUAUUUGCUUAGUGUGGAACUGUGGUAACUGCUUUACAUUUAAAUACAUGUAUUUCAAACUCUACUUUGAACAAAAUUACAAUAACUGGGUUAUGUUUGCAUACAUAUUUCAGUGAAAUGUCCCAAUACAAAAAUCUUUUAAUAAUGGUCACCUCUAAAAAAGGUGAAGAACAGGUGUAUGUUUGGCAGUGUUAGGGCCAGCGGCAUUGUGCACUACAUCUGAUCUUGUUUGAGCAGAAUUGCUUUUAUCUCACUUGAGAUAUGCCCAUCCAGACACAUAUGACUUCAGGAGUUUUAAAUAAACCAUUUGUUUAUGUUGAAAAAGAAUGCAAUAGUUCUUAGUUAAAACAGAAAUCUCAUUCUGAAUAGUAUAGUAUGUAAGUUAAAGCUGCCUGUAAAUGUAUCAAGUCUUGCUUUGUCAUUCAUAACCAUACCAAUUUGUUUCGACAGUUUUUUGUAGAGUGGGCCAAUGCAAAAAUACCUCAGAUCAUUCAUGAAUGUUGUUUUGUAUAUAAAGUUGCUUUCAGGACCACAAGUUGCUAUUGUGUUGCCAAAAUGUCCAGUCUUACCCAGCAAAACCAUGUUCAAUUCUUCCAAUAUCACAUGACAUACUGAGCCAGCCUCGCUCAGUGAAAACAGCUAAAUACAUGUGCACAGGCUAAUCAAAGAUGACACUAUGCACAUAUAUUAAGUCUGGUUUUCCCAGUGCGAGGGUCAUUGGUAUUGAAAACAUUUUCUUAUUCACUUAAGCUCCCCCCCCUGAUUUGGCUCUGUGUGAUCAUUUAAAUGAAACAUAAAAUUUCAACAACACAGUAAAGGAUUUACAAUUUUAAUUUAUGAGAUUUCUAAAAUUCAGUAUCACAAAAAUUAACUACUAUUAUUAUUUUGUUUAAUUAUAAUCAAUUUUGAUAUAAAUUAACUGUGGCUACAAAUACUACCACUAUUAUGUUAGUUAUAUUAUAUUAAAUUUUGAUAGAAAUUAACUUUGGCCACAAAUACAACUAGUAUUAUGGUUUUUUAGUAUAAUUUAAUUUUGAUAACUGAAUAAAUGUUUUGUAUGUAUUUAAAAAUUAAAUAAUUUCAGACGUAUCAUUCUUUUAUUAUCAAAGAAACAACAAUUUGGAGUUCUAAUGAAUAGGAAUUAAACCACCAAUGUUUUAGCCUGAGUUGAUUUUGCAGCAAACCACUAAAAUUACGUGUGAGUUGUGUAUUGGGGGAUUGAUGAUGAUAAUGAGAGAAUGAUUUAGAUUUUAAUACAAUCUGUCAAAUGUUGUUGCAAUUGAAUGACAACUUUACAUGUGUUAUACUGUGCAGCGCUAAGGACCAUGGUCCCUAUUUAAAAAGCUCCUUAGAGCAAAUCUUGAGAUUCUAAGUUUGUACAAUGUUGGAGUCUCUCGCUCUUUUGUGUGGAGGACUUGUCAUAUUUGCAUAAUUUAAAUAGGUUAAUAUUGCUCAAUUGAUUAAUAUUAUAUUCUAUUGUAAGCAGAAAACAUUGCAUCUCUUACAUCAAAUUUAUUCUGACAUUUUCAUGUUAGUGUGACUUAGGUUCAGAUUUCUCUAAGAAACUUUGUGAAUGCAGGCCAAAGACUUGUGUUUGUGUUGUUUAUUGGUUAUUUUAAAACCAGAAUUAUGUUCUAUUAAAUGAUGUGUGUUAUGCGAAAAUAGGUCUUAAGCUAUAUUUUGAUAGUGUAGCCCCAGACCAGCCCCAUAACCUGGUAAGGAUCGAGCUAUUCUCUCCAAAAACUAGACUACGAAAUAUUGAGUGACUAUAGCGAACAGGGCUACCCAGGCUGCUUACUGCAUAAGACCGAUUUUUGCAUGACACCGCUAAAUUCAGUGAGUAUCUUGUAAGAAUGACACGUACUUAAUGUUUGAAAUACACUUUAGUCACAUUGUACAACCAUAGUGUUUUCUUAGCCAAUUACACGCAUCUUUGUUAUUUUAUUUUUUGUUCAUUAUUUGCUCAUGAUGUGUUCACAUUUUUGUACUGUAAGUUUUGUUUCUUGAUAAAAUUUGAUGAAAAUAUACAUUUUUAACCAUGUGAUAAUGCUUGAUUUGUUGUUACAGGAGACUAUGAGAGAGAACUAUACCUUUAUAUAUUACAUGUUUUGAAUACAGAAAAUGGUGGAAUAAAUUAGAUAGAUAUAAAUGUGUUUCGUUU
Messenger RNA from Dreissena polymorpha, 5985 nucleotides. RefSeq names its product E3 ubiquitin-protein ligase SH3RF3-like. The record is from RefSeq and is a predicted model, not a curated record. NCBI's taxonomy places the organism in Eukaryota, Metazoa, Mollusca, Bivalvia, Myida, Dreissenidae. Bases 137 to 2518 code for a protein of 793 amino acids. The transcript has 15 exons. Gene Ontology annotation, molecular function: protein binding.